AUGUCUACUGUGGAGUCUGUAUCCAGCUCUGUAGACAGUAAUAUCGCUACCCCGUUUGUCCGUAAUGAUAUCCACCAAGCCAUAUUUAAUUAUGAGUCAAGAAGCCGCCCUCAGUCAUUCCUCCAAUUGCACUCGAAUAACCAGUUAUCUCAAGAUGUCACCCGAGAGCCACUAGGGAGAAUCAUCAAGGGCUCUCCCAAAACCCUAUGUCUCCCAGCGUUGUGCAAAUUGGACGACAUCUCUGUGGUGCUGAUUGUGAGACAAGAGUGUCCAUGGGAUACAUAUCGCCCGGCAAUAAGAUGUGACAUUGCAGGCAAAGUGAUCAUCGCUAGCCGCCGAUCCAAUCGAUCACGGCUCCAGGCGAUCCGUCAGUAUUCUGGAUCCGACGCCAAAAGCCUCAUCCAGCGAUUUGAAUGUCUUGAUCAUGCCAACGUUCUCUCAGCUCGGGACUGCUACCUCGAUGGUCCCUCCCUCUACGCACUGGUCGAAGAUCUUCCCCUCACACUGCAGCACCUUGUGUCGUGCCCCAGGAUCUAUCCCACCGAGCUGGAGCUAGGGUCGAUAAUGUCUCAGAUCUUGGCCGGUCUACGUUAUCUGAGCACCGUUGGGCUCUCCCAUGAAUCUCUUUCAUGCCGUGAAAUACUGCUCGGCCUAGAUGGGACGGUCAAGAUUGCCUGUCUGGAGAAAUGCAUAGAGGGGUCGCCAUCCGAGUCACAGACGAGAUACAUCACAGCUCUACCGUCCAUAAUUAUGUCACUUAUACAAAAGCACGAGAAGGUGAAAGGGAUUUCGGGGGUAGAUGACGUGCAUCGCUGGCCAGUCGAUUCAGCUAGCGUUGGAUUCUUGUCUGCUUCCUCGCUGGCACAAUCCAUCGCAUCACUGCAAGAGCAUCCCCUUGUUGCCACGAGGCACCGACCUGCGGCAGAUCUCGUCAUGCUAGCACGGAUCGUGUUCCUUGUUGCGGAAGUUCCAGUCUCUUACGAAAUCGAGUAA
This is a messenger RNA of Penicillium diatomitis, 993 nucleotides long. RefSeq lists its product as uncharacterized. The record is from RefSeq and is a predicted model, not a curated record. The transcript has 4 exons. NCBI's taxonomy places the organism in Eukaryota, Fungi, Ascomycota, Eurotiomycetes, Eurotiales, Aspergillaceae. The coding region runs from base 1 to 993 and encodes 330 amino acids.